CUUGCAUAAAUUAUAAUGAAGUGGUUUUUAUUGUUAUUAAUUCUACAGUUCAUAAUGUGGAGUGCAUCAGAAGAACCACCAGGAACAAUGGAAGGGGAUGCACCUGAAUCUAUGCUACAUGCAAAAGAAAAAUGUGAACAAAAUAAAAGUCAGUUGGAAUCUUUGAAAGAAAUUAUGCUGAAAAAUAAACAAAGUUUAAAAAAGAAAGAAGAGGAAGUUCAGGAAUAUGCAAGGAGACUUUCUAAAAUUAAAUCUAGAGCUAAGUUAUCGCGUCGAAAUAGAGAAGGAAAUUUGCCUUCUAAAGAUAUAACUCGUAUAUCUGAGACUGCUUUAACAGAUACACCUGAAGAAAAUAUUGAUGAUAUUAGUCAAGCAAAAACUGCAAAAGCAAAGUCUACUUUACUCCAAAAAAAGCUAGCAGAGAAUAGAAAGGCUUUUGAACAACGUAAUAAAGAAAUAAGUGAAACUAAACGAGCAGUUGAAGAAAAAGUAGAAGCUAUUAGGCAACAAUUAGAAGAAAAAGAUGUGACAGUAAUGACUUUUCAAAAGGAUCAGAUAUCUAUUACACCUAUAAAACCAGUCAUGAUUACUUCUGAUAUCAUGUCACCAAUUCAAAUAGAAAAUAUUCAAGAAAAAGAAAGUAAAAUUACAGAACUUAAUAAUAAAAUUUUGGAGCUUGAAGCUACAAUUAUGGAUCUUCAGGAAAACUUAAAAGAAAAAGAUUCUGUUAUUGAAUCUAAGACAAAGGCAGUUACCCUUAUGUCUGCAGAUCUUUCAAAAAAGGGUAAAACGACGUUAGACACUCUAGAAGAUACAAAAGACGAAAUGCGAACAAUGCAGGAACACUUUGUACUUUUAGAGACAUCUUUGAAAAAUAAAAACGAAAAUCUCUUAAUGCAAUUGCAAGAAAGAGAUAAUAAAAUUACAGAACUAGAACAUUCAAUUGACGGAUUUAGGAAACAGAUUAAUGAGCAAAAAUUAUCUGAGACUGCCAGUGUCGAUUUCUCUCGUUCUACCAUGGAUACUUUGAUAGAAACUAAAGAAGCUAUGAAAUCAAUGCAAGAAAAUUUUGUACUCAUGGAAUCUUCACUUAAAGCGAAAAACGACAAUUUGUUGGAACAAUUGAAAGAUUAUGAGUUAAAAUUAGCAGAAGCUAAUGAACGAGUCUUUAAACUUGAAUCUGGUAUUGGAAUAGUCAGAGAUCCAACUGUUGAUGAUUUGCAAUUCAAAUUAGAAAAGUUGGAACAUAAUAAUAAACAAUUGCAAGAUGAAAAAUAUGAGUUACAAAAAAGCGUUGCAGAAUUACAAGAUAAAAUUGUAAAUAUAUCUAUGCAUGGUAAUGGUGCAAUAAUAGAAAAAGAUAAUAGAAUAAUUGAACUUGAAAAUUUAGUAGAAGAAUUAAAACAAUCUAAUAAAUUUCUUGAAGAAGAAUCUAAAGCAGAAUUACAGAAACAAGUAGCGGAUUUAACUUUAAAAAAUGAAGAGUAUUCAAAUAAAAUAACUGAUCUUGAAAACUUAGUUCAUAAACUUGAAGAAGAAAAAAAUGAAAUUGCAGCGAAGUUACCAGAAGAGGACAUUAUUAAAGAAGAUGAAAAAGUCGCAAAACUUACUAAGGAAUUAGAAGAAUUGAAUAAAAAUAUGAUCAAAAUUAAAGCAAAACAUAAAAGUAAAGUAAAAAGUUUACAACAACAAUUGGAAAAUUUUAAAAAGAUAUCCGAUACAAAUGCGGAACUUGUCAGAUUGGGGAAUCAAGUGGCAUUAUUAGAGGAGGAGAAAGGUAACCUUCAGCUGAGUCUGGUAGACUUUGACGAGCUUAAAGCCUCAGCAGGAGAUUGGCAAGAACGUGUUGUUGAUCUUGAAAGUAAAGUUUCUGCUCAAACGAAAGAAAUUGAAAUGCAAAUUGAAGCCAUUGCUACUCUAGAGAAUCAAAAAUUGGAUCUUUUGCAAGAGCUUCAUAUGGCGAAGCAAGAAAUCUCGUCUUUAGAGGCGGAAAAUGCAGAAUCUGAGAAUCUUAGAGUAACUGCAGAAAUAAAAGUCGUUGAUCUUGAAGAACAAUUAGAAGCUAUGCAUAGAAUGCAGAAUGAAAGUAAAUUAGAAUCUUCAUCAGAGGUUAAUUCUGCGGAGUUAAUUAAACAAGUGGAGACUUUAACACAAGAAAAUACCGAGUUAUACAAUAGAAUAUCGAAAUUCGAAGAAAAAGGGGCAUCUGAUACUGGAUCUACUGAAUCAUUUGAAGCUAUACAAGAAUUGGAUAAAACUGAUUUGUUGAAAAAAAUCGAAGAUUUAACACAGAAAAAUAAUGAAUUAACUCUUAAAUUGAAUAAACUUCAAGAGAAAGAAAAUUCGCAUGCUGAUUCCAUCGAAUCUAUGAAUAACAUCGAUAAAAAUGAAUUAUUAAAGAAAAUUGAUCAAUUAACACAAGAAAAUACCGAUUUAACAAUGAAGUUGAAUAGAGUGGAAGAGAAAGGUUCCUCGGAUACGGGUUCGACUGAAUCUUUUGAACGAAUACCAGAAAAUAAUGAGAGUAUGACAAAAAUUGAGCUCCUUACACAAGAAAACAGCGAACUUGUAAUUAAACUUACAAAACUUGAGGAACAAUUAGAAUAUAUCGAAUCUAAAUCAGAUAUUGAUUUGAAGUUAAAGAUUGAUACUUUGGAGCAAGAAAAUGAUAAUCAAUCUGUAGAAUUAUCGAAACUUAAAGUUCAAGUAAUGGAUUUCAUCGAAGAAAAUAAUAGAUUGCAUAAAGAAAUUGAAAUGUUGUCUAUAAACAAUACCGAUUUAAGCAUUGAGCCAGAUAAAUUAGAAGUUCAAAUCGAAACUAAACAAUCCGAAAUAUCUGAAGUAUCGAAAAGGGAUGUUGAUUUCAAAACACAAAUUAAUAUAUUGAUGGAAGAAAAAGAUCUUUUACAAAAAGAGGUAAAAGAAUUACGUAAUUCAUUGGAACAGUGGCACGACAAAAAUCAAGAUCUUCAAAUCAAUGAUUUGAAAACUAAAAUAGAAGAAUUGUUAAGAGAAAACGAAGAAGUAGUUACAAAAAUAUCAGAACUUAAAACCUUUAAUCAAAAAUUAGAAGAAAAUAUAACAAAAAUUACAGAAGAAAAAGAAGAAUUACAUUUAAAACUUAAUCAAAUGUUGGAUUCUAAUAAUGACAUUAAUUUAAAACUUAUCGAAAAAUUAGAUAAACCGAAUCUUGAAGAACAGAAUAUUCAAGAGAAGGAAAAACAACUCGAUGAACAAGUUAGUGCUCCUUUGGAAAAAUCUGAUCAAGAAGUACUUAAAACACCGCAAUUGGAUGAACCUUCGUCUCAACAAACAGAAUCGAUGAUCGUUGCUUCUUUGGAACAGGAGAUAGAAAAGUGCAAAAAUUUGAUCGCAGAACAAACAAGUCUAAUCGAAGAAAUGAAAGUAAAAUUAGCAAACAAGGAAAAAGAAUUGGAAGAGAAAAGUCAACGGAUCGUUGAUUAUGAAAAAUCUGGGAAGAAAGUCGAAACCUUGGAAAACGAAUUGAAAGAAAUGUUCAGUACCGUAGAAGAAUGGAGAUAUAAAUGCAAUGAAAUGGAAGAAAAAAUGGAGAAAUUGGAAGUAGGAAAAGCAUCCAUCGAAGAAAAAUUCAGAAUAUUACAAAACGAAAAUAAAAUAUUGUUAGAGGAAAAUAAAGAGAAAGAUGCAGAAACUGUAUUACUGAAAAAACAAUUGCAGGAUACAACGGUGACAUUUGAAUCGAAGCUUCAAAACCAAAUUUCAAUAGUCUCUGAAAAAGAGAGUGAAAUUAUUAGAUUGAAAGAAACUAUCGAGGAAAAAGAUCAAGAAUUACAAGCCAAAUAUACGGUGCUCCAAAAUAAAAUGAUUACGAUAGACAGUUUGCAAGAUGAGUUUAACAAUUGUAAAGUAUUAAUCCAAGAGAAGGAUUCUUUAAUAACAUCGAUGACCAACGAGGUUACAAAUCUGUUUAACCUGGUAAAAACUAAGGAAGAGGAAAUAUAUUCUUUGAGGAAAAAUAUUGCCGAAUUGAGUGACAAAGUAGAGGAGUCGGUACCCGUGAAAGAUUAUAACGAUUUGGUGGAAAAAUUGAAGGAUAAAAAUAUGAUUUUGGACGAGCUGGAGUGCAGGAUUAAUGCAACCGCAAAAGAGAAUAGUAACCUAUCGGAAAAAGUGAAAAAUUUGUCGCAGCAAAAUAACGAUAUUCAAAAUCAAUUAACGGAGAAGCAACGGGAAAUUGUUGAUUUAAUAACAACGAAAGAUCAUCUAGAGGCACAAAUUGCGGAAUCCAAAGGCGAGAAAGGUGAAGUCGAAAGGCGAGUCUGGGAGUUGCAGAGCAUUAUAGACAAUAAUACAAAGUUCGUCGACGAUUUGCAAGCGGAAUUGAGGAGCAAUUAUAAGCAGAUGGAACAAUUGAAAUUGAAGCAUACCGAGGACACGCAACUGCAAAACCAAAGGCUCGAAAAUGCGAUCGAAGAAUUGGCUGGGAAAAUGCAAGAAUGCGAGAUAUUGAAGGAGGAGUUGGAGCAGAAGGAGAGAUUGAUCGGUCGCAAUGUAACCGAGGAGGUUAAAGUCGCUUUGGAGGCUAAGGUUGCCGAUUUGGAGAAAAAGUUGAAAGAUUCCGAGGAGAAGAUACAAACGCAAUUGGAAAAGAUGAAGAAGAUUGCGGCCAAUUUGAAGAAGAAGACGGCUGUGUGCCAGGAGCUUGAGACCAGGGUUGCCGAGCUCGAAGAGAAAUGGACGACCGAGAAAGACGAGAAAGAGGCCAAGAACAAGCAAAUUCAAGACGUGGAGAUCGCGAUCCGCGAGAAGGACAACAGGAUAGCCGAACUCGAGGAGAAACUGGCCCAAUCCAGGAACGAGUCCGCGCAAGCUUCAAAGAAUGUCGAGAAAUUGACCACCGAUUUAACGAACUCGAAGGAGAGGAUGAGCUCGCUCACUCAACAAAUUACAGAGAUGGAGGAGGAAAUUGUUAAGUUACGGGCGGAUGUCGAAUCUUCCACGGCCGAUCUUACCACGGAGAAAGAGAGCAGGCGGGAUAUAUUGUCCGAGUACGAAUCUUACAGGCAGCGAGUCGUCGAGGAGAACGAGCGCAAGCAGUUGGAAUUGGAGGAGAUGAAGGAGAAGGCGAGAGAGCUUAGCGUGAGAAUGCAGGUUAUGGAGGCGGAGUACGUGGAACACCUCGCGUUGAUUAACGAUCUGAAGGCCGAGAACGGCCUCUUGUUGUCGAAGCAAGCGCAUAUAAACGAGAAAUUGGAGACGGUGGAGAAAGAGUCGGAGGAGAGGCGAUUGUUGCUCGAGCGGAUGGAGAAGAAAACGGUGGCCAACACCCGGGCUGAAACCACCACCCAGACCCAGGAGGAGGAGGAGGAGGAGGAGGAGGAGGCGGCGGCGGCGGCCACGAACGAGGACGAUACGAUGAAAAUGAGCGGGGCGCAACGUUGCAGCCAUUGCGAGCAAUGCCAGACGUUGGUCCAAGCGUUGGAGGCGAAAUUGCAAGAGCGGGAGGCCGAGAUAGAGAACUUGGACAACGAGUUGGCGAACUCGAUUGGCAAUUUUGUCCAGAUGAGGGAAUCCCUAAGGUUCAACGACCUUAUGAUGAACCAGACAGGUAUGAGGAACAGAACGCUCGAGGAUCCGUACAACGAUCUUUUAUUCCAGUACAACUCGUUGGCGUCGAGUCACGAGGAGGCGAAGGUAAAUUUGGAGAGAGCGUCGAAAGAGAACGAGGAAUUGAGGGAGAGGAUCGACCAGUUGAGCUCCGCGAAUGCCACUCUGGAGGAGAAGGUAAUCAGAAGCGAGCAGAUGUUGGAGGACAGUAGACGGAGCGUGGAAAGGUUGGAGAACGUGGAUGCGUUCAACUCUGAUCUGGUUAAAAAGUGGGAGGAACGGGGGGAAGAAUUGUUGAACGCGCGGCGGGAAAUGGAAAUUGUCCGGGAACGAGGGGAUGAGCUGGAGCGACGAUCGAUAGAAUCCCUCACGGAGGCGCGGAGAGAGACGGCAGAGAAGUCGUUGCAAGAGACGAGGCACAGGUUGGAACGGGAGAUCGAGUCUCUCAGAAUGGAGAAAGACUCGAGCGAGAGGAGGAUAAAAGAUUUAGAAACGGAGUUGGACGCGUACAGGAACAAGAGUACGGCAGAAUCGACGAGCGUGGAAUUAUCCGUUCGGGAUAACGUCCCUCGAUUGUUCGACGCCUCGAGAAUCUUUGGCAGCGCGCCACCCGAUUCCGAUCCCGACAAGGAGGUGAAGAGAUUGCAGAGUUUAUUGGAGGAGAAGGAGGCGCGAUGCUCCAAUCUGAGCCAGGAGAUCGAUCGGUCGAAGAGGACGAUGGUCGAGGACAGGGAUCGACUGAUCGAGCAAUUGAAACUCUCUCGAAAUGAGUUAGACGCAGCGCGAGCCGAUUUGGAGAGGGCGGAACAACUGUUGGCCGAGAGAGAGAAACAGAUCGACUCGUUGAACGUUGAGUUGCUUAACUCGAGCCGUCGAACAGCCGAGGAGGAUAAAUUGAAGGAAUCGUUGUCGGCCAAAGACGAUCAAUUGAGGGAAUUGAACGCGAGCCUGACCUCUGCGAAAGAGAGGUUGGACGAAACGAUCGCCGAACGAAAUCAACGAGAUUCCCUUCUACGUUCCUACGAGUUACAGUUGAACAAUUUAGAGACGGAGUUGAAAAAUUCCACCGACCUCGAGGCGAUCCAGGAGCUGGAGAAGCGCGUCCUCUCGCUCACCAAGGAGAGGGAUUUGCUCCAAUUGCAGGUAAACGAUUUGACCAGAUCGAUGGAGGAGUUGAGGGACGACUCGAUGAACCUUGGGCGAAGCUUGCACACCGAGAUCGAGAGAGUUGGCCGUGAAAGGGACGAGGCCAAAGAAACGAUCGCCGAUCUCAGCCGAGCGUUGGACGAGGCCUGUAAAACGACGACAGACGCGUCAACCAAGGAGUCCACCCCGUCGGAACUGAAGGGGGAUACGGAGAAACUCGCCACGGAGGAGAACGUGUCUUCUCUGAGUAUCGGCGAGGGGGCGUGGGAUGCCGGCUCGACGGAGAGGAUCAACGUCGACGAGGAGAUUUGGGGAUGGAGCGCGGAGGACGCGCAGCUGGCGAGCGAAGCCACGACAACGUUGAUCCCGAUGAACGCGGAGAUGCAGCUUCGAGCCAGGGUGGAGGAUCUUCAGGAUCGGGUCAAAGAUUUGGAGGAGGAGAGGGCGAGGAUGGCGGAGGAAAAUAAAGCGGCUCAGUUGAGGAACGCGAGGAUGAUAAAGAAGUUGAAGGAGUACAAGGUGCAGGCGGAGGGCCUGCAACGGCAAUUGAAGAUACAGAGGUCGGCCACCGACGGAUUGGAUUCGGCGAUCGAGGAGGAGUUGAGGUCGCAGAUCGACAGAUUGGAGAGGAAUUUGAACGAGGUUAAGGAGGAGCGGAGGAGCGCGAUGGCCGAGAAGGAGGCGUUGAUCAAACGGUUGGACGUUGUCGUCUCCGCGAACGAGAGAUACAUGGAGAUGAAAGAGAGGCAGGACAUGGAUAUGGAGGUACUUCGUAUUCGAAACAAAGAGUUGUCGGACAAGGUAGAAAUUCUGGACAAACGUUUGCAGGGGGGGAGGAACUCGUCGUUUCGGCUCGAGGAUCCCCCGUCGAGCGAGGGAGUCGAGGCCGAGGAGGUCGCCUUCGCCAGGGGGAACGGUUCCGCCGAGGAAACGAAGGAUUUCGAGAGUUUGUCGAAGAAGUACAAGGAGGAGAUGGACGAUCUCAAGGACGAGAUGGAGGCGCUCGCGACGGAGAACGAGCAACUUCAACACUUCCUCGAGGAGCAAAAGAUCAAGUUGUCCGCCUUAGAGUCGAAACGUAGCGCCGAGGAGGACGAGUCCAUCCAGAUCGUGGACGAGUUAAACGGGAAAAUUUCUGAAUUGCAGGCGGUGUUGAGUAAAUCUAGGGAGGAGUACGAUCUGUUGAGGAGGCAAUACGAGCAAAGCUUGAUGGACGCUAACGAUCAAGUAACGGCAAUGAGGCAGAACGCCGAUUACCUGAAAGAGGAGGCUUUCGAGAGGACGGGCAAAUUGGAAAUGGAGAUAGCCGGUUUGCGCCAACAACUCGAGGCUUCCGAGGCAAACGUUGCCGAGUUGCGAAAGAGUUUGGAGAGCGUUUCGCGGGAAAAAUUAACUGUGGAGGAAAGGUUAACGGAAUUGACGGCUUCCUCCGAGAAACGAGUCUCCUCUUUGAACGCAUCCAUGUUGGAGGUGACCGAUCUUUUGAAUAUCAGGAUACAAGAGGUGGCCGACUUGAAGCGAGAACUUCAGAAACAGUACGUGGACAACGAGGAAGCGAAGAUGAAAUUGCAGAAUACCGUGCACGAGUUGAAUCGAGAAUUCGACGAGAAGAGGCAAGAAAUGGAGAGUUUGAAGAGAUCGUUCAGCGAGAAGGAAAAGGAAUUUAUCGAACGGCAGAGCGUGGAAACGGUGAGCGCUCUGGUCGGCCAGGCGACCCAAGAAUUGAUGCAAAGACACGCGAUAGAAAUCGAGGAGAGGGAGAAACACUUGCAAAAUCUUAACGAGAGAUUGUCCACGUUUGAAGCAGCUAUGAACGAGUAUUUGCUCGAGAAGCGGAACAACGUUGCCCAACUCGACGCCCAAAGACAAGAAUUGGACGUUUUGAGGCAGAAUUUAACGGAGAAGGAAUCGAAUUUGGCAUCCGUUGGAGAGAGAUUCACCUCGAUGGAGAAACAAUUGGCCGAGAGAGCGUUGGUGUUGUCGGAAAGGGAGGAAACGAUUCGGAGAUUGUCGUUGGAGAAUCAGAGAUGCGUGGAAACUAUCGAGGAGCUAAGUAAACGUUUGAACGAGUCCGCAGCAACCUCUGCGAACGAGUAUACUCUGCGUGUUCAAAUUUUGGAGCAGGAGGUGGAAAACGCGAGAUCUCUCCUAGACGAGAAAGAGGCGAUGUUGCGAAAGAACGCGCAACAGGCGGCAGAGUAUAGAGGAAUCGUAGAAAGAAACAGGAUCGAAUUGAGCGAACUUCGUACGGAGGCGCAGAAGGUUGAAGAUUUGAAGAGGGAAUUGUUGGGGAGGGGCGAGCAAUUGAACAGUUUGAGCUCGGAGCUGGAGGCGACCCGUAAAGUUUUGGAGGAAACCAGGCAGAAUUUGAACGAAAAGAUAUCCCUUCUCGAUCAAACUAAUCGGUUGUUGAACGAAAGACAAACGGAAAUCGAUAGAUUGUCCAGUUUGCAACAACAACAACAACAGGAUCGACGUAAUUCCACCAACAUGAUAGACGGUUUACCUGUGUUCAGAAUGGGGCAGAACGAGGAGCAAAAUUUACAGCAUACCAUAGACAAUAUGCAGGUUGAACUUGAGAAGAGGCAGGAAGAGAUCGAGCAUUUGAAAUAUAUUCUUAACGAGAACACGUAUCCGGGUAUAAUUCAAGAAAUGCAACAAAGGAUCAAUUGUUUGUACAACGAGAAGGCGGAGUUGGAAUCUUCAUUGGUGGCGAUCAAUGCAACGGCCGAGGAAAAGGAGAAGCAAAUCCACGCUUUGGAGCAACGUAUCGAGGCCGGGCAAAGCCAGGAAUACGUUUCCAAAGAAGAGGCGAGUCUUCGUUCCAGGGAUCGAAGAUCGAUCCAGGAACAGGAGCAAAUUGUCAGGCUUCAGAAUGAGUUGUACGCCAAGGAGCAAGAGAUCAACGAGCUCAAGUACGUCGUAGCUGAAAAAGAGUCUCAGCUGUCUGUCCAAGCCAGCAUGGAGCCUCAAUCGGACGAAUUUGAACUGCGCGAGAUGGUUCAAAGAUUGACUGCCGAGUUAUACGGUAAGGAAGAGGAAAUUAAACACGUGAAAUUAACGAUUGUCGAAUUGCAGAGGGAGGUAUCUCGUUUGCAAGAGUUCGAAACACUUUCGGAACAGACCAAAGACGCUGUGCAGAAGCUUGACGCGGAGAAGGAGCAGAUUCGUUUGGAGGGCGAGGAAUUCUUGGAGAGGAAGCUGAAAGAGAAGGAAAUGGAGAUCGAUGAGAUAAAGCGAAACUUGGCUAUGGAGAAUAAAAAAAUCUUGGACGAGUUAUCGUUCAGCAAUAGAGACAUUGAAAAUCUGAGAGGUCAGUUGAUGGAGUUGUCCACGACUGGGCAAAGAGCGAAGGAUGAAUUGCUCCGCAAGGAAGAGGAUCUGAUGCGGGUAAAUUCUGACUUGGCUGAGAAGGAACGAAGAUUAGCCGAGUUGAGCAUUACCAAAGAUGCAGAGCUUCACAAUUUGAAGAUACAAAUUUACGAGAAGGACGCGCGUAUAGAGGAACUCGUGUCGUUGUACGAGGAGGGAGAGAGGAGAUUUACCGAAUUGAAAAAUACAUUGGCGGCCAGAGAAAUCGAGAUCAAUUCGUUGAAGACACUUUUAGAGGAUAAAGUGAAGGAGUAUCAAUUAAUACAAAGCGUUUUAAAGAAAGACGUGUCUGUCCUCGAUACUUCUACAACCCCAAACACGGAAGCCUCUGAUGAGAAGAGUAAAGCUUCCACGUCGCAGGAAUUGGAUCUCGCGUUGUACAUGCUUCAUCAAAGAGACGUGAGAUGCGAGGAAUUGACGCACGAAUUGAUGCAGUUACUCGAAGAACGCGAUACGUUGCAAUUACGCCUCUCUAACGCGAUCAGGGUUAACGAAGACUUGAGGAAAGGUACCUUAACGAAUGUAGAGUUCAGCCCGAAAAAGGAGGCGUCCGCUUCUGAAGGCACUGUGGAGCCAAUUGUAGAACAUCCUUCACCAUCCAAGUCCGAGGGACCAGUCGAGAUAGCCAAAGAAGCUAUUGACGCACCGAUUGGGGAAAACAAGGAAAUCCUUGCCCAAAAUUUUCCCUUCAGGCUGUCACAACUGCAAACGGUGAGCCAUUCAAAAGAUGUGCGAUUGAGGGAUGAACGAGAGUUGAGACACACACAGCAAAUGUCUUUACUAGCGCACAAAGACGUUUUAAGUACUUUACCCCCUGAAGCAGCUGCCAGACUCGUCAAUGCAAAUUACACACUCUCUAGGGAUGUCCAGAGUCAAUCGAGUGUUUUGUUAAAUUGGCUAUGGGGAAAAAGUACACCAAAAGUGGUACAUAUGUGAUGGAAUACUAAUGAUGAGGUGAGGUGGACACUAUCCUUGCCUUCUGGAUACAUUCCUGCCAAGUGCCAACUGCCGAGACUAUUUCUGUAAUUAAACUAAAUCGAACAAGUGAAAAGCAAUUGAAAAUUUUGAUUAAUUCGUCGACACAUUGUGAAAGCAUCGACGUGAUUAAAAAAUGUGAUUCACGUAUUAUAUUGUCGUUCACUUCCUCAAAGGGUUCUAAAAAGUCACUCCUCUUCAGAGAAGAAGAGAAUGUGAGGAGAGGACUUAAUUGUAUUAUAAUCAUUGUAUAGUUGUCGUGUUUAGAUGAAUUAUAUACGAAAGAAAUUGCCUUAAAGAAAUGUAUAUUUCAGUUAUUUUAUUAGCCAUGAAAUUGUUAAUAGGGCGUAAGAUGUUUCUUGGGUAUCGAGAUUUGAUAUUCGAUACAAAUGUAUUUGUUCCGAUAAUAAUUCCUUUUAAUUUUUGCAAAUUUUUCCGUUUACCACUGGUCUGUUAUGCAAAUUAUCUGUGAUUUGUCAAUUAUUUAAUGGCACGAAUAUUUCUAUAAAAUGUUAUCGAUUGAAUCGAAAGAAUAAAUUUCUAACGAAAAAGUUGACAAAUCAUACGAUGAUUGAAACUUAAUAUUUUAAUUGUGAAAAUAAUUUUAUCAUUGGAAGUGCCGUAAUUAUUUGUUGCUUUUUAAAUAUGAUGAUUCGAACUUUCUAUUUCCACGAAAUAUUUUGUACAGAAAAAAGAAAGCGUCGUUGAAUAAAUAAAUUAUGAAACA
Molecule: messenger RNA, 11809 nt
Organism: Apis florea (little honeybee)
Lineage: Eukaryota; Metazoa; Arthropoda; Insecta; Hymenoptera; Apidae
Cellular component (GO): Golgi apparatus
Source: RefSeq, a predicted model, not a curated record